AUGGAAAGAGUGAAAGUGGCGGAACGUGGGUACAGCUUUUCGCUGACAACAUUCAGCCCAUCUGGAAAACUUGUCCAGAUUGAAUAUGCCUUGGCUGCUGUAGCUGGAGGAGCUCCUUCAGUGGGAAUUAAAGCUUCAAAUGGUGUGGUGUUAGCAACUGAAAAGAAACAGAAAUCCAUUCUGUAUGAUGAGCGAAGUGUACACAAAGUGGAACCAAUCACUAAGCAUAUUGGUUUGGUGUACAGUGGCAUGGGCCCAGAUUACAGAGUACUUGUACACAGAGCUCGGAAGCUAGCUCAGCAGUAUUAUCUUGUUUACCAAGAACCCAUUCCCACAGCACAGCUUGUUCAGAGGGUAGCUUCUGUGAUGCAAGAAUAUACCCAGUCAGGUGGUGUGCGUCCAUUUGGAGUUUCUCUACUUAUUUGUAGUUGGAAUGAAGGACGACCUUACUUAUUUCCGUCAGAUCCUUCUGGAGCUUAUUUUGCCUGGAAAGCGACAGCAAUGGGAAAGAACUAUGUGAAUGGAAAAACUUUCCUGGAGAAAAAAUAUAAUGAAGAUCUUGAACUUGAAGAUGCCAUCCAUACAGCCAUCUUAACUCUAAAGGAAAGCUUUGAGGGACAAAUGACAGAGGAUAACAUAGAAGUUGGAAUCUGCAAUGAAGCUGGAUUUAGGAGACUUACUCCAACAGAAGUUAAAGAUUACUUGGCUGCCAUAGCAUAA
Messenger RNA from Elephantulus edwardii (Cape elephant shrew), 720 nucleotides. RefSeq names its product proteasome subunit alpha type-2-like. Lineage: Eukaryota; Metazoa; Chordata; Mammalia; Macroscelidea; Macroscelididae. Gene Ontology annotation, cellular component: proteasome core complex; proteasome core complex, alpha-subunit complex. Gene Ontology annotation, biological process: ubiquitin-dependent protein catabolic process. The coding region runs from base 1 to 720 and encodes 239 amino acids. The record is from RefSeq and is a predicted model, not a curated record. The transcript has 2 exons.